Vicia faba (fava bean) is the source of this 1692-nucleotide messenger RNA. The record is from the annotation of a GenBank genome assembly. NCBI's taxonomy places the organism in Eukaryota, Viridiplantae, Streptophyta, Magnoliopsida, Fabales, Fabaceae.
AUGUCCAAUAAUCACAACACCCCCUCCAACCCUAAACCUCCACCCAAUUUCCCGAACCCUCCAAACAACCACCAUUCCCAAAUGGGUGUUCCUGGAAACUAUCAAAAUCAAAACUUGAUGCAACCCUUUAUGCCAAACAUGCAACAACAACCACCCCAAUAUAUCAAUGCCCCAAAUCAGCAACAACAGCCACCCCAAUAUAUCAAUGCCCCAAAUCAGUUACAUAUGCCUCCUCAUAUGGCUGCUUUAGGUUUUGCUCCUCAAAUGUUUCCUCUUCACGGACAAGGACAAUUACCUCAAAUGAAUUUGUCUCCAAUUCAAGGACAAAUUUUGGCUCAAAAUAUUGUGAAUUUGCUUCAGCAACCUAAUAUGAACAUGAAUAUGAGUAUGCCAAAUGGUGGUCAAUUUUCUGCACCUUAUCCAAUGCAGAAUAUGAAUCAACAGCUACCUAUGCAAAUGCACAGACCAAACCCUUCUCAAGCUGUUCCAUAUGGUAUGCAUCCUGGUCAACAACAACAACCUAUGUAUGGGUUUCCUCAGAAUCCAAUGUUUUCUGGAAAUUCUCAGUUUCGUGGUGUUGUUCCUGGAAAUUCUCAAGUUAGGCCACAGAUUGGCCCGAAUCUGGGAGGCGGGAACUCGAAUGGUUUUGUAUCGGGUCCUUUUCCGCCUCAGCAGUUACAAGGGAAUAGUUCUGUGCCACAUAAUGCAAGCAAUGCUCAAAGUUCUGCAUUUAGGAAUUCACAUUCACAGGAAAAUCCUAGUAGCAGUAUCAACACUAGUUUUGCAAACUCUAACUGGAAACGAUCGCCAAACAAUAACUUCAAAAACAAACAAAAUAGAGGGGGAUCUCAGGGAGGGUUCCAAAAGUCUAAAUUUCGCGAUAGCAACAAAGGAAACAGGAGAGCAGGGUUUUCAAAAAAUCGUAAGGGUAGAGGCCCCAACAAUGAGAGAGCGGGAGCUUUUGGUUUAAAUUCCGAGGAACAUCAGCAGCAACCAAAAAGAUCAUUUUCUACGAAUUAUUCUGAGCAAGAAGUUCUACGAUGGCGUGAAGCACGGAGAAAGAAUCACCCUUCCAGAGAAAAAAAUGAGAAGAUGCCGAGUGAACAAUCGAACGACUCCAAGUGCAUUGAUCGAGAGGUUCUACAAAGAGAGCUCAAAGAGGUUUUAGCAAAGCAAGCUGAGUUGGGAGUUGAAGUUGCCGAAAUACCUUCAUACUAUCUGAAGAAUGCUGCAAAUCAAGGCCUUGAGAGUGAAGAGAAUACCAACAAAAGAAAAUUCAAGAACAAGGGAAGAAAGAAUCCGGAUAAAAAACGUCGGAACGGCAAGAAGCAGAAGCUGGCUGACAAGAAUUUCUCAGAAAACAAAAAGAAGCCAAGUUUAUUACAGAAACUCUUGAUUGCAGAUAUAAAGAGGGAUCAGAGCUACCUGUUUCAGGUAUUCAGGUUCAUGAAAGCGAAUUCGUUCUUGAAAGAUUAUCCUGAUAAGCCUCUGGUAUAUCCAUCGGUUUCGGUGAAAGAAAUGGGGGGUGAAGUUUAUGAUGGAGGAAAAGAUGUUGUUGAAGAUGGUACCAAGGGAGUAGUUGAAACAUUUGUAAAGGGUAGUGGUAAUGAAGUUAAAGAAAGUGAUGAUGAUGGUGAUAAUGGAGAUGGAAUGGUUGAGUUUGAGGAAGAGGAGGGGGAGAUUUUAGAGUGA